AGCCUCUCCACCUACAGAUUUAUGUUCAUGCUUGGGCAGUUCCUGCAUGGGAUCGGAGCAACGCCGCUCUACACUCUCGGAGUGACUUAUUUAGAUGACAACGUCAAGUCUAGCUACUCCCCGGUGUAUAUUGCUGUUUUCUACACUGCUGCCAUCCUUGGCCCUGCAGCGGGGUACCUGGUAGGAGGACUGUUUCUAAAUAUUUACACUGAAUUUGGCAGAGAAGUUGAUGUAACCCCAGAUAACCCUCACUGGGUUGGGGCCUGGUGGAUAGGAUUUCUGGGUGCCGGAGCUGCCUCCCUUCUCAUUGCCUUCCCCAUUCUGGGUUACCCUCACCGGCUGCCAGGAUCCCAGCGUUACAUUGUCAUGAGAGUCUCUGAGGCUCAUCAACUGAAAGACGGGAGCCACAAGACCGCGUCGGACCCCGACUUUGGGAAAACAGUGAAAGAUCUGCCUCGAUCAGUCCUGCUGCUCCUGAAGAACCCCACCUUCAUCUUCCUCUGCUUAGCUGGAGCCACUGAAGCCACGCUCAUAGCUGGGAUGUCAACCUUCGGCCCCAAAUUCCUCGAGUCACAGUUCAGUCUAAGUGCCUCUGUUGCUGCUACGUAUUUUGGUUACCUUGUCGUGCCGGCGGGGGGAGGAGGCACCUUCCUGGGAGGCUUCUUUGUGAAUAAAUUUAACCUCCGCUGCUCAGGAAUCAUCAAACUGUGCCUGUGUUGCACCCUAUCGAGUCUGCUGGCCAUUUUCAUCUUUUUUAUUCACUGCCCUAACAUGCCUAUGGCAGGAGUAACGCAGGCGUACGACGGAAGUGUCUUGCCUGGAAGCAGUCUGAACCUGACUACAGCCUGCAACGCAGACUGUGACUGUCUAAGGGAGGUUUACAGCCCAGUCUGCGGGAGCAACGACAUCAUGUAUUACUCUCCCUGCCAUGCAGGGUGCAAAAUGCUAUCUACCAGUAGUAGCCAAAAGGUUUACCAGGAAUGCAGUUGCAUUCUGGGGAACACCACCGAUGUUGGCCAAGCGACGGCGGGGAAGUGCACCUCCUCUUGCCAGACAAUGCCCCUUCUCAUGUGUCUCAUGUUCAUUGUGAUUCUCUUCACGUUCCUGAGUAGUAUCCCUGCUCUGACGGCAACUCUUCGGUGUGUCUCAGACAGACAGCGAUCGUUUGCACUAGGAAUCCAGUGGAUUGUAGUAAGAACUCUAGGAGGUAUUCCCGGUCCUAUUGCCUUUGGUUCGAUGAUCGAUAAAUCGUGUCUGCUUUGGCAGGACCAGUGUGGAGAACAAGGUUCUUGCUACGUUUAUCAGAAUUCGGCCAUGAGUCAACAUACUCUGAUCGCCGGACUUGUCUACAAGGUGCUUGGAACCGUCUUCUUUCUGCUGGCGUGCUUACUUUAUAAACCACCUACACCAGAGUCCCUUCCAGGCAGCUCGGAUGCAUCAGAAAAUGGUAACAGUGACCUCCAGGAGAACAAAUCUUCAGUCCAGACUGAGAUGGAUGUAUAGCACUGUUAAUACCGUGAGAGACUUAUUCCCAGCCUAAGAACAUAUCAUGGAGACUGGCUACUGUGUCUGGUUUUUAUUGAUAUUAAUUUCCUAACUUUCCUUUUUUUUAUUUAAAGAAAAAGAAUCAUUUUCCUGGUUUGGCUGAAUGUUUCCUUAACAGCAGAAAGCAUAUGUGAAGAUGCGUGUGCUAAUGCCAUACACUGCAAUUUCAUUUUAUUUAAAGAAGGGCUACCCAUAGUUUCCUACCGCUCCUAUAAGAAACUUGAGCCAAUUAAUCAGAAACCCAGCAUUCCUCUACAGGAUCCAGUCCCAGCUGGUGUAAAUUUGCUUUCAUUCAAUUCAAAGAAGAGCAUUUGCACUCACUGAGGACUUGGCCCACAUACAACAUACAAUAUACAGUCAACAGUAGCAAAGGACUUUGGUUCAGAUGUUUGAGGGCUGAACAAAUGCCUGCCCUCACGGUAUCCAUCUGCAUUGCAAAGAAGAAGUCUGGCCCUGAAGCUGGGAUAUGCAAAGCAAGGAACAGACACAGUGACUUCUUUCUUCCUUGAACACAUACAGCGGCCCUUGUUUUCUAUCUCUGUUCAACCUUUCGGUUCAUCUAAAGAAGAUAGUUCAUAUUACCAUGCAAUGAAACGAUGUUUAACACCAGGGAUUACUUGGCUGAUCCAUCAAUGGACUACACACAACACCCUAUUGAGAGACUACCAGCCCUGGCUAUUUUAACUGUCAUUACCCAGUCAUUUUACACCUACCACCUCUGGUUUUGUGGUUCGACUUGCAGUAUAAUUAUAAUCUUUAUUGGUUUGGACCUCCCUUUUUCUGUAAAGAGCUGGACUUCACCGUUCUUGUUCCCUUAGACAUUCUGUUGUUGGACACAGAAACACAUGAAAUAUGGAUCUAUGCAAUGUUUGCUUUGUCUGCUCAACAAAGACAUUUGUUUUUAGGUACAAGCAGAAAAAUCCAAAUGAAUUUAUUUUUUCUUUAUGCUGCUAGUCUGGGGCACCUAACGUGGUAACACGCUGUACUGUAUAAGGGGGCUAAGGGCCCAGUUUCUCGGCUGCUGUAAAUAGACUUAGCACCACUGAAGUCAAUGGAGCUAUGCUGAAUUGUGCCCGUUGACAAUAUGGCCCAUUGUUUGAAAAUGUCUUGGCCUAGAUUCUCAAAAAAAAAAAAAAAAGGGCAGGGGGCGGGGUUUAAAUUUGCCCUUGCAGGGCCAAAUAACAGGAUUUAAGCCUCUGACUGACAGAUUUAUGUAUCUGUCUUACUUGUUCCUCCCAAAUCUGAUCAUUCGAAAGAUUAUUUUUUGUGUCUGCAAAUGUUUGCACAAUCAACUCUAUGUUAGUGGUGGGUGGAAGCCCCCUUGGCGAUGUUGGCCAACCCUAUGCUGUGUUUAGAACGACAGGGCAUUCACUCUUGAGCUGUUUAAUUGGCACUUAACUUUUACCGCAAGGUAUUUAGAAUCACUGUUUCUGUCACGAUUUUGUAUGUUUGAUACAUUUUGUUUUCCUAAAACCAGGAUGCGGGUUGAUCAGCUGGUUUGAGUUUGGGAUCGUAGGACCAAAUGCACUCCAAGCACAUUCCAAGCCUGUGCACAGGUGGCCCCUUUAAACAUGGGUAUCUUGUUCUAAGGAAGGGAGGACUUAGGGUAAAGGUAAAUCUGGGACUCACAUGAAAUAAUCUAUCCUCUCGGUGUCAUUCAGCAAGUGGGUUCUGUUGGGAAGGUUACCUCUUCCAUUCACAAAUGCUCCUCUGCCAAGGUCAGCUGUAUACCUUGCCAAAAGCGUCACUGCCAUUGAAAGAUGUAUUUUAGGACAGAGAACCACUGGCUGGACACGGUCCACCCAGUAACCAUUCUACCAGAGCCAAUGAAGUGUCUCCCAGUAUGAGCUGCUCUGUCACAGCCAGAACAACCGCUCCCCAUCUCGGUGAAGUCCCUACUUGAUGUAUGCAGAACACGUGCAGAUUCAGCGCUCCGGAGAUGGUGUCUUUCUGCAAGCGGAGACCCUACAGAGUGAAAACCUGCUGGUUCCUUCACUUAUUUUCAGCACUUGUGGAGGUUUGAAGGAGCAGAAUUAGUCCCAAAGAGAUUAACUCCAACAGCACACCAAAAAAAGAAAGAAUUAUUUAUCAUCUCCACCAGUUUUAUUAGCCAGCUGUAACCAAGACAACCACUAUCUGCAAGAGUCCAUCACUUGUUUUCUUCUCAAGGGUAUUACACUCGGCAAACUAUAAAGACUUUGGGUACCCGCAGCGUUCUUUGGGAAGGGAGAGUUGCACAAAUGUAUUUUAGUAACAUAUUUUGUGUAUAACUAUUUAUAAAAUUAGACAUUUUUUAAUAUAUUUUGCCUGAUGCAUCACUAGUAUUUCUCAUGUGGAAUUGGCUUGUAUUGUUUCAUGAUCAAAUGGCAAAAUACUGGUGUUUUAUUACGUUGAUGUGCGAGUGUGGAGUCUUGGUUUUGAAAAAUUAAAUGAGUUCCUAUUCAGGUGUCAUUUAUUCCAUGUUAUGAAUGGGAAGUUUUUAUUUGGGGGAGGCCAUUCUCCAGUCUCAUUUGAAGUAUAAUAUUCCUGUGAAGUGACAGAAAUAUAAUCCGUAUUUCACGGGGACUUGGAAUGUGUCUUCCAUUGACUCCAAAUCAUUGACUGAUGCUUUUGAGGCAUGACUUUGAAUUCAUUUAGCCAUGGCUAUAAGGUACCCAGCAACUGGAACAUGAGCCUAGAUA
Molecule: messenger RNA, 4226 nt
Organism: Alligator sinensis (Chinese alligator)
Lineage: Eukaryota; Metazoa; Chordata; Crocodylia; Alligatoridae
Gene: SLCO4A1
Product: solute carrier organic anion transporter family member 4A1
Exons: 11
Biological process (GO): transmembrane transport; sodium-independent organic anion transport
Cellular component (GO): membrane
Molecular function (GO): protein binding
Source: RefSeq, a predicted model, not a curated record